Molecule: messenger RNA, 591 nt
Organism: Saccharomyces eubayanus
Lineage: Eukaryota; Fungi; Ascomycota; Saccharomycetes; Saccharomycetales; Saccharomycetaceae
Gene: MIX23
Product: Mix23p
Exons: 1
Coding region: 1-591 (196 amino acids)
Cellular component (GO): mitochondrial intermembrane space; mitochondrion
Source: RefSeq, a predicted model, not a curated record
AUGGCGGAAAACGAACGUACGUUUACUGCACCUCAGAGCUUACUCGAUUCCAACCUUACCUUUCUGAACGAUGAACCGACACCUACUACAAUCACUCUCACACGAGAACGAUGCGUUGAUCCAAGUUUAAUAAACUCAUUUCUAAGGAUUUUAAGGCAUGGUAGUGAUGAUGUAAUAAGACAGAAAUUGAACAAUUACAGAAAACCUUCCUCUAUCAGCGAAAAAAAGUGUGACGCAUUUUUAAAGCAGGAACUAUAUCCAAAUUGGCAAAUACGGAGCAGUAUAAUUUCAUUCUGUGAUCAAGAAGCAACGCAAAUGAAAGCUGAGACAGACCGAAAAUUCAGCAACACUGGAUCGAGUGCCACAGGAACCAUUACUGAUGCUAGAAUUGACCCUUACGCAGCGAGGGAAAAACUAGAGGAUCAAGAGGCUCGAUAUAGGGAUUGGACAAGAGUAAAGGAAUGGGUGGCGAAUAACGAAAAAAUAGAACAAAUCUUAACUUCUACAACAGAUAGGAUUUUAAGACAAAAUUGCGAGCAAAACAAAAAUUACUUGGAACAGUUUGCACAGUUCUGUAAAGACAACACCUGA